ACAACCCUCCGGUGCGCACAGAGUAGAAGAAGAAGAACAAGAUGGCGGAACGAGGAUAUAGUUUCUCCCUCACCACAUUUAGCCCAUCGGGUAAACUGGUCCAGAUUGAGUAUGCGCUGGCAGCAGUGGCAGCCGGAGCACCUUCAGUGGGCAUCAAAGCUUCCAAUGGUGUUGUCCUGGCAACAGAGAAGAAACAGAAGUCCAUCCUGUAUGAUGAACAGAGUGUCCAUAAAGUGGAGCCGAUCACUAAACACAUAGGCAUGGUCUACAGCGGCAUGGGGCCUGACUACAGGGUUUUAGUGCGACGAGCCAGGAAGCUGGCGCAACAGUACUUCCUGGUUUACCAGGAGCCAAUUCCCACAGGCCAGCUUGUCCAGAGAGUGGCCUCUGUAAUGCAGGAGUACACACAGUCUGGUGGAGUGCGUCCAUUUGGCGUGUCAUUGCUGAUAGCUGGAUGGGAUGAAGACCACCCCUACUUGUUCCAGUCAGACCCCUCUGGUGCUUAUUUUGCAUGGAAAGCCACAGCCAUGGGGAAGAACUACGUAAAUGGAAAAACAUUCCUUGAGAAAAGGUAUAACAAUGAUCUGGAACUGGAAGAUGCCAUCCACACAGCCAUCCUGACACUGAAGGAGAGUUUUGAGGGUCAGAUGACAGAGGAGAACAUUGAGGUGGGGAUCUGUAACGAGGCAGGCUUCAAAAGACUCACCCCAGCAGAGGUGAAAGACUAUCUGGCAGCCAUCGCGUGAACACACCCUCCCUGGUGAUGGGGGCUCUCUGGCCACAUUUCAAGACAAAGACACAACUGCACAGUAGCCAAUAGUCUCAUCACAUAGCUUGUCAGACAGAGCUUGGCCACAUUGUCUUGUGGUUAAACCUUGUCUGGCCCACAAAACAUGGGAGGAUAUCCAAAAUAACGUAAUCAGAUUAAAUAUUAUUAAUGUGACAUGACAGAACCUUACAGCCUGUUGACCACUACUAGAGGCUGCCUGCCCAGAUCUGUUUGCUUAAUGAGACAGCCUUUGUGUUUGUGCACAGCUGAUGUGGCUGCCACUCAGCGCUGUGAGAUGGUAGACUCAUGUUACAAUAAAUAAUUGGCUUUGUUGUCUAAUGCUUCCCCUGGUCUUGUGAAAUGUGGCGGUUGGCUACUGUGCUACUGAAAAGGAAUGUGGGCUCUGAUGAGUGAAAUCUCAAGUCUUCCAUUGAAUCCUAGUUUUCUUAUUGCUCAUUACUGUUGCAAAGGCACUGGAUUUUACAAAACGAGCAUCGGUUUAAUGUGCGUUUAUUAAAAAUUCUGUUGCUUGUUUGGUGUGCCAAAUGGCAUCUGGUUGCACAAAAGGCAAAAUAUUGAAAUAGUACUGACACCAAGUCAGAGCCUUAGCUUCACAUCUGUCAGAGGGCAAUCUGUUCAUCUUGAAUCCUCAGACACACCAGGAAGGAUAAACAAAAAGAAGCAAGUAGUGAGGAUCUAAUGGAAAGUUUUGAGAUUUUACGGUCAGGUUCUGGUUGCCUGUACAGCAGUUUUACAUGAUGUACUCUCCUUUUUUUCCAAGCUAGAAACAGUUCUAGAGUUUGUAUCUUCUUUUCUGGUAUCUGUCACUUAUUCAAAUAAAAGACGAGAUGAUGAUCUGA
Molecule: messenger RNA, 1629 nt
Organism: Amphiprion ocellaris (clown anemonefish)
Lineage: Eukaryota; Metazoa; Chordata; Actinopteri; Pomacentridae
Gene: psma2a
Product: proteasome 20S subunit alpha 2a
Exons: 8
Coding region: 42-746 (234 amino acids)
Biological process (GO): ubiquitin-dependent protein catabolic process
Cellular component (GO): proteasome core complex; proteasome core complex, alpha-subunit complex
Source: RefSeq, a predicted model, not a curated record